CGCCGCCGAGGAAACGGCCAAGACGACGUCAAACGCGACGAUCUAAGAGGGUUUUCCGGUACUAAAGCCUGACAUAGCACCACCCUCGAUCCAGUCCACCUAUUUAUCUCUUUUGUUUCUUUCUUUUUGUCCCCUCAUCCUUUCCAACCCGACCACUCCUUGUUUGGACCUCACGCUCCCGCUGUCGCAAUCUCGGCCAUGGCCUCUAUGCCCGAUACCUCGGCCGGGGCGCUUCUGGCGUCCCUGAACCACGUCCCUCGCCCUGAAGUCCAGGAGUACGUCCGAGCCAUGUACACAGAGCGCCCAGACACGGUCAUGUUGCUGGUCGGUUGGCACGGUCCAGACCCAUAUUUCUGCCUCUACGUUCCAAUCCCCGUGCUCCAGGGAGUUUCUGGCAUCCUUGGAUCAGACGGGCCUCCCCCCUCCACCGGCCCACAGACGGUCUCACCCUACACACUCCAUUUUCGACACCAGGAUGCUCAGGCCGCUGUGGUGUUCGCGUUGUGGCUGGGCCUGCACCAGACCUCCGACCCCGCAGUCUACGAAGCCUUCGACGGCGUGCUUCGGUCCAAGUUCGAGGGCGUCCGGGGCUUGUUCGCCGACUGCUGGGAAAUAGCCGAUCAAUUCGAGUCACCGCCGUUCAUGAACUACCUGACCACCACCAUGGUCAAGGUGGCUGGGGACGACUUCGAAGUGCUCAUUGCGGAAGCCGACCGUUUCGCCCACCUCUCCUACACCGGUGCCACCAUCGUCAGCGCCAUGAUCGAGAAUUUGGCCUGGGUGUUCGUCGAGCACGACUUGGGUCUCCGCCAAAUGCUACGCGAGUGGAUGCGCCAUCCCGGCCUCAUGAACGGCAGUCCCCCCCUCCUGUUGGACUUCCUAGCCGCGGUCGAAGACAUGACGGGUCUAAAGGACAGAGGCUUGCCGUACCAUCCACUAGACCGCCUUUGCUGGAAGUGGCAUCUGCACCGAAGCAUGGAGGAGCGACAAGCGUGUCCCGACUUUGACGCAACUAUAGACACUGUGCUGUAUGCGAAUGUUGAUGAGUAUGAUGAUCCCAGUGGCGGUGAUGAGGAUGACCAUGGUGGUGACGGUGGUGACGACGGUGACGACGGUGAUGACGAUGAAAAGGAGGCAGAGCACGGAGACCCAAACCCUCGUUCCAAGAGCAGCCACACCAAUACUCGGCCGGAAUACCAUCCAGGCUGGGCGCAGGAGCGGAUGGAAGGGCGGCGCACUCGAGCAUCUCGAAGACCGAAACGAAAGGCGGAGUCGGCGGGGCUUGACGAUGGUGAUGAUGGUGAUACGGAAUGA
Molecule: messenger RNA, 1314 nt
Organism: Cladophialophora immunda
Lineage: Eukaryota; Fungi; Ascomycota; Eurotiomycetes; Chaetothyriales; Herpotrichiellaceae
Exons: 2
Coding region: 199-1314 (371 amino acids)
Source: RefSeq, a predicted model, not a curated record